AGUCGAAUUGAGUUUUGCCGUUGGGCUCUAAGUCACCGACUCACUCUCGCACAGUCGCAGGUAACAAACACAUUCUGUCUCUGCCGCUUCCACCGAUUUCGAUUCUUACAUCUUCCUGAUAUCGAUCUAUGCAUUUCAUUGUUUCAUCGCGGCAUGCUUGAAUUUGCCCGCAAGGAAAAAUAAGAACAUGCCGUCUCUGCAAACCGCACUGCCUCCUGAGCUCGCGAAUAAUGUGAUCAGACUUUACCGCGAGUGUCUUCGAAGAGCUAAAUAUGUUGGUCAUCGGCAACACAAUACGGAACUUGUGGUUGAUAUGGUGCGGCAGCAGUUCAAGAAACAUAUGCUUGAGACAGAUCCAGAGAAGAUUCAAAAGUUGAAGGAUGAUGCCGCAAGGGGACUUAUAAAUCAUAUACUAUUCGAGUCGGAGAGGCUGUCUGGUCGUAAAUUCAGCAGCUCUUGAUGUCAAGGUUUUCAGUUUCUUUCUGAGGUUCCAGUUUGUUGUAUUGGGUGAAUUUUUGUCAGCAAAAUAAGUGAUACCGUCGAUGUAAGAUUUAA
Messenger RNA from Prunus mume (Japanese apricot), 555 nucleotides. Its product is annotated as COMPLEX 1 LYR-like protein. The record is from RefSeq and is a predicted model, not a curated record. NCBI's taxonomy places the organism in Eukaryota, Viridiplantae, Streptophyta, Magnoliopsida, Rosales, Rosaceae.